Molecule: messenger RNA, 5761 nt
Organism: Passer domesticus (house sparrow)
Lineage: Eukaryota; Metazoa; Chordata; Aves; Passeriformes; Passeridae
Gene: SLF1
Product: SMC5-SMC6 complex localization factor 1
Exons: 16
Coding region: 3006-5444 (812 amino acids)
Biological process (GO): positive regulation of double-strand break repair; protein localization to site of double-strand break; DNA damage response
Cellular component (GO): site of double-strand break; nucleus
Molecular function (GO): protein binding
Source: RefSeq, a predicted model, not a curated record
AAGGGCAGCCCCAGCGGGGCCACUUACCCGGCCGGGAUCGCCCUGCGGCUCCGCGCCGGCGGCCCCGGCGACCGCGGAGCGUCAGUAACAACGUCCCGGAACGGCCGCUCCGCCACAUCCGGGGGCGGGGCGUGGGAAGGCGGGAACUUGCUGGGCUGCGGCGCCUGGCGGGCAUCGCAGCGGACCGGACCGAACCGAACCAGCGUCAGGGCCGGUACAGCGCCUCCUCCCGUGGCUUCCCUACGUGAGCGCUGGAGGGCUCCUCGCCGCAGCCAGGGGCCCUCGCCCGUCACCUCCUGACCGGCACCGCCGCCAGCUUCCGCGCCUCGGCUGCGUGUCCCUGUGACGGGGCCGGCGGGGUUCCCUCCGCCCGCGGGGCGAUGGGAGGCUGCCCCGCACUGCCGACAGCGGAGCAGGGGCUCGAAGGACUGAACCUCCGCGCGUUUGGUGUUGAGCCAAGAUGCCAGACCUGGGGGCUCGGCCCAGUGCGGGCUGCAGUUUGGGGUUCUCGGGCUACUCCGUUACCGCUUAUCUGGUGUCCUUGCUCUGGCAGGCAGUGAGAGCUUAAAAUGUGGUGUACCAGCAUUCAUUCCUUUUCGCGUGUUUGCCUAUUUUACUGGAAAAGAAGUAGCAAAUACUAGUCAGGCCUUGCAAGCAUCUUGCCAUGGUGUAUCUUUUGUGUGUUAAUGUUUUCUUUUCAUUCUUCUUUCAAUAGAUGGCAAGUUGCAGCCAGAAAAGGAUAAUACAAAUAACUGGAUUUAAAAAACAAGAAAAGAAGGCACUGCUCAAAUGCCUGUCCAAGCUGAACUGUGUUUUUGUAGAGAGUAAGGUACUGUUCAUUACAAUACAGCAAAGAGAAUUAGAGCUGUAAAAUGCAAGUAAAAGUGCAAGUCUUAGGAGAAAGGACCAUGCCAUAGGUUAGUUAUGUAAAAAUAGACAAAGAAUUUAAAUAUUUCCAGUGAUACAAAGUGUGUUGUUUUGUUUUGUUAGAAAUACAGAAAUUGUACACAUCUUGUAGCAAAAAAGCUGUGCAAGAGUGAAAAGGUCUUAGCUGCCUGCGCUGCUGGUAAGUAAAAGAUUUGCUGUUUAAUUUCUUAGCAUUACAGCAUAAGUAUGGAAAGGACCCUUAAAAGGGUUUUAGUUACUUGUUUUAAUUUUGUGAAUGAACUGUCUUACAAACCUUCAUUUUUCUUGUUCCAUUAGCCUUGAUUUUUAACAUAGUGUUAUGGUGAAGUAAAGUCCACUUUUUUGUUUUGUUUUUUCCCUAAAUGAUAUUCCUGCUAUUUUCCUUUGUUGGAUCUGCAUCUGUUCCCAAACAGAACAUUUUCUUAUACUUUAGAUAAUAAAGUCAUGCUCACAUUAUUUGGAUGCUUAAAAGAGGGCAGAGGGAGUACGAACCCUGUAGUCACCAUGGAUUUAUGAUGACAAAUUCAUGUGGAACAUGCACUGGUAAAUAUCAUUGCAAGUUCCUGUUCAUGCAGCAAAAGAAAGUUCCAGGCUGUUGCCAUUCUCAGACCAGCUUCUGGUCUUUCCUCUUUAAUUAGGGUUUGGUGCUGAAAUCCCAUUCAUUAGCAACUACAAUGCUUUUAGAAUGAAAAUUCUGUAUUUUAAAAUUUUUUUACAGACUGAUCCCCUGUCAGAAUUCUGUGAUGCUGUUUGAGUAUCUUGUAGUUAUGAGAUAUCACAAAACCAUUUUUAAGCAUGAUAUUUAUUUUCCCUAUAUCAGAUUACUCUAAAGUGUUAAAGCAGUUGUUAGGAUGGAUAAUCUUAAAUUAAGAGAUAAUAGACAAAUGACUGAAGAUACACUUAGGUUUAAAACAUAUGUCAAUUUCUUGAUUUCCAUAAUAUAUGUAUGUAUUUUUCUUUGUACUAAGAUAAAAUUCUGAUUGCAAUCUUACAAAAACGAAAUAGCCCAAAAGUUUCCAAGAGGGGAAAAAAUACUAAAAUGCAUCUAGGUUUCUGGCACAGCACUUUGUUUUAGCAAUUUUAAACCUUUGUUUUAAGUUAAUGUUUUCUUACUUUUUGGCGUUUAAAAUUUGAAGAUGUUUUCUUGAACAGAGUGGAAAUGGUACAGUGUAGUGUCCUCAUGGUGAUGCAAAACUAUCAUACUUUGUUCGAUACAUGCAAAUCUUCCCCAAUACCAUCUAAUACUUCUUAAUCCGGAAGAGGUGUUAAUUUUGCAUAGUCAUUGCUCUUACUCGUGAUGGUAGAGACAGUGUAUUCAUUCCUACUGUAUUGUUUUCCAGGUAGUGAAGAAAGAUCAUGUUUAAACAUAUUUCGAACUCCAUAGAGUUCAGCAGAAAUACUAUCAAGGCUACCACUUAUCAUGUACUUCCUACCUGACAGAAGUUUUGGGACGGAAACUUUUCAUGAAAGUGGUUUUAACAUCCAGGUCAUGCACAGAAUACCUUUUCCAGCUAUAAAUCCACUGGUACCUAUACUAGGUUUUGUAGAAGUGCCAUCUGUGCUCCUGCACUGAGACAUUUUGUCAGUCAACUGUGCAGUUCUGUGAAAUCAAUUAGGUUCACACAAUUCAAGUCAAUUUAUCUUACAGUGUCUUCUGUAGGUAGUAUUUCAAUACAGAAGCAGGUUACUAACCAGUGCUCUUGACCUGAACCUGUAAGAAGAGAGAGAGAGACAGAGAGAAGGUGAAGAUCAUUACAUACUAUAUCAAAAGCAUACAUGUGGAAGAUGAAAGAGAAGAGGCGGAGGAGGUGGAGCCAAGGGAUGAGAGAAAAGGAUGUGAAAAGAAGAAAGGGGAAAGAAAAAAGUCUAAAACUGUGUCCCCCGAAUAUUGAUAUUCACUACACCAGCAGUGCAAGUAAUAUUAAGAAUAUAUAAGAGGAAGAGCUUACAUGUCAAAUGUCUAGUUCUUUAAAAUCAUAGGAAAGUGGGUACUAACUAAGGAGUACAUAAUUAAUAGUGCUGAAAGUGGCAGAUGGCUUGAUGAAACAACGUACGAAUGGGGAUAUGAAAUUGAAAGAGACACCCAUUAUUCACCUCAAAUGCAAUCUGCACCUAAAAGAUGGCGUGAAGAACUGACAAACUCUCGUGCUCCAGGGGCCUUCCACAGAUGGAAAGUUGUCCUCCUUGUUAAGAGAGGUGAUAAACGAAUGGCAUGUAUUAGAAGAAUUCUUAAGGCUGGAAAGGCAACCAUAUGUUCAUCUGAAAAUGCAGAGCACAAUACAACUCAUGUAUUCAUCGGUGGUAAAAUUUCUCCUAUACAAAAUAAAAAGUGUCUCUCUGAAGCUCGACACUACCCUUUGCAAUAUAUAGGACAUUACCUCUUUCAAAACAAAAUACAAAAUCCAAAAGAUACACAGAUGAACAGUUUCCUGGCUGCACAAGAAACAGACCAAGUCAUGUCUAAAAUGCAACUUGCUGAAAUGAAAACUGUUAUUAUAAAACAUAUGUAUUUUACUGCGACUAUUAAGCACAGAUUUACGGAAACAGACCAGCUAAACAAAUGCAAUCCAGAGGUUAAAAGUACUGACUGGUCCAGGGGCACUUGGUCUAUACUUCAAGGAUUAGUGGAAGAGGACUUAGUUCAUGAUGUAGUCACAGAACUUGCUGCUGGCCAAAUGUACCGUGCACCUCCUGUGCAACUUCUUCAUCCUCUUCUAGAAUAUGUCCUAUUGGGAAACACCGAUACAAUAUUUUUUCCCAAACUUUGUCAUGUUUUUUAUCUUGUUCUUCAUUGUGAACCUCCCUGGAAGUCCCCAUCGAUGUUGAAGUAUUAUUUGGAUCUUCUUCAGUGUCCUAUCUGUAAGAAAGGCACAUGGUCCUUGAUAGAGAUGCUUGUAAGGUCUUGCCUUUAUUGUGAAACAGUUUGUCAUACGGUCACGGUUUCAGGGACAGAAGAUGAACUGAGGAUAGUUCAUAAAACAUUAUUGAAAUUUUUCUCUGAUUUAGUAAAAGGCGAAGUAGAGUUCCUGACAAAAAGUUUGGUUGAAGGAACAAAUUCACAGCAUCAACAAGUCUUGCCACAGACAGUUCUUCUGAAGACAUUCUUGCUUGAAAGUGGAACUGCAGUGCUUUUUACCAAACACAUAAAUAUUCUAGCAGAUUGGGUCAUAUUUUCCCGUAGAGAAUUAAAUGGAAAAAAUUAUACUUUCAGAAAUGAAGUUGCUGGUCUAUUAAAUGCAAUUCUUGGAACUGUAGUGGACUAUUGGAUCAUCUCAGGUUUGCUUAUGGACAGGAAUAUGUUUCAUCAAGUGCCUGAUUUGGCGCAUUACCUUGCCAUUUCAUGUGAUGAUUUUUCUGUAUGUCAAUUAAAAAUGUUUAUUUGCGCCAUACCAUCCGACUGGCUUCAACUGUUUGUUGCAGAAGCAAUUUUCAAACAAAUGUGUUUACAGAGGAAUAUUGCUGUUUCUACAGAACCUCUUUCUCUUCAGAAAAUAGUCUGUUCCUAUUCACCCGCUUUGCGAGAGAUAGGGAUGCGUGAGACAGAGAUACACAAAGCAAAGAAAAAGAAAAUAGGGCAACAGCCAUGCCCUGAGUCUCAAAGGACAUUACAGAUGCUAAAUGGCGAUAAGCAGAACCAAGUCAAAGUGCUGCCUGAUCUACCUGACUUAAUCUUUAAUAAGCUUAGAGAAAAACCAGAAGUCCAGACUGCACACACCAAAGAGAGUUAUUUUUUUGUUGAAGAGGCACACAAGAGAAAUAUUAAAGGAGAGACAGCCCUGCAUAAAGCCUGCAGAAAUAACAAAGUGGGGAGACUGAUUCAGCUUCUCUCUUUGCCGGGAACAGACAUUAAUGUCAGAGAUUAUGCUGGCUGGACGCCUUUGCAUGAAGCCUGUAACCAUGGUAGCACAGUGUGUGUCCGUGAAAUUCUGGAGCGUUGUCCAGAGGUAGACCUGCUCAGUCAAGUGGAUGGGGUGACUCCUUUGCAUGAUGCACUGUCAAAUGGACAUGUAGAAAUUGGCAAGCUGCUACUUCAGCAUGGGGGGCCAGUCCUUCUAGAGCAAAGGAACUCCCACGAGAAAUUGCCACUGGAUUAUGUUGAGUCAGUCGCAGUAAAGGAAGAACUUUUGAAUCUUGUUUAUCCAGGAGAGAGCAUUGAAAAUUUCUAUGAAUGCAGAGAACAAGAUUUUUGCAAUCAGAAGAAAGAAUUGUGUUUGAUUUCAUUUACUAAGAUGCUGAUUAAUUUUUGUUCUGUUUAUAAUUUGUCUACACCCCUGACUGUAACUCUGAGAGCGACAGCUUGUUCAAAUGUACUUCCAGUAACGGUUUAUGAUAGCUUUGAGAUGAAAAAUGCAUCUUCUGGAGAUUGGGUGGUAGACAUGUAUUUUAAAGAGCUAGAAACUUUUGAAAAGCUACCACAGUUUCUUCAAGAAAUAUCUGAAAGCAUGUUAUUCUUCCCUGGUGAACAGGCAAAGGCCUUAUUAGCAGUUCUGGAAACUAUGGUAGAAGCAUGUCAGUGCCUAAAUCUUUCUAGCAGUUAAAUUCCAGACAACCACUUUGGCUGAAUCUUGAGUAUUACUACCUUCUACUUGCCUGACAGAUCUGCAUGUGUGUGAUCUUAGGAAUGUGCUGUGUCAUUUACACUCAGUUAAACUGUCUUGGAAGUUUGUUGUUUUGGUUUUUUUUUAAGUGCCUUGUGCCAUAUCCCUUUGGUUUUCAGAGGCAGUGACCCUGAACUUAAACCAAACAGUUGACUGUUUCAUUUCCUGAGAAAGGCUUGUGUCUACACAUUUUGUUAUCCUUUUAUAAAGGUAAUGUUAUAAAUAUGUCAUGAAAUAAAAACAUAUGGAAAAGCAAA